This is a messenger RNA of Mus musculus (house mouse), 3797 nucleotides long. RefSeq names its product docking protein 2 (gene Dok2). The record is from RefSeq and is a predicted model, not a curated record. Gene Ontology annotation, biological process: negative regulation of MAPK cascade; Ras protein signal transduction; enzyme-linked receptor protein signaling pathway. Lineage: Eukaryota; Metazoa; Chordata; Mammalia; Rodentia; Muridae. The coding region runs from base 2435 to 3376 and encodes 313 amino acids. The transcript is spliced from 4 exons. Gene Ontology annotation, cellular component: plasma membrane.
UGAGGAAGGAAGCCAACAGCUGAGUUAGACUUGGGGAGGAAAUCUUUUUCUAGAGAGAAUGUUCUUAUUUCUAGAUUCACCACAGACUUGUGUAUUGUAUGUUGUUCUUAUUGCUAGAUUCACCACAGACUUGUGUAUUGUAUGUGUUUUUGGCAGGCAGGAAAUACUUUCAUACAAUGGGACUGGUGCGUGUUGUGUGUGUGUGCGUGCACACACACACACACACACACACAUGUUUUAUCUAUCUGUAAUUUACCCAGUAUAUGGCUCAUCUUUGCUUGAGCUGGGAGACUUGGGUUCUGGGUGUUAGCCUUAUAGGCCCUUCAGACCAUCUCUAUCUCCUUUUCUUUUUUUUUCUUUUCUUUUCUUUACUUUUCUUUUCUUUUCUUUUUUUCUCUCUUUCUUUCUCUCUUUCUUUCUUUUUUCUUUCUUUCAAGAUUUAUUUACUUAUUUUAUGCAUAUGAGUACGUGUACAUUGCUCCGUUCAGGAACAUCAGAAGAGGUCAUCAGACCCCAUUACAGAGCCACCAUGUGGUUGCUGGGAUUUGAACUCAGGACCUCUGGAGGAGCAGUCAGUGCUCUUAACCGCUGAGCCACCUCUCCAGCCCCAGUUUUCUCUUUUCAAUGAGUAGGUUAUGGUGAUUGAUUCCAAAGGGCUUUUCCAGCCCUGACACACUCAGCAUCCUGCCUGAAUGUAGAGCCCUCACCCCGGACUUUCUUGAACAACUUGAUUUUGGGGUCUCUUUGUUCUUAUGGCUCAGUCCUUCACACCAGCUUCUGCAGAAGUGUGAAAUUUGGCUUUUUUUGGAAAUUGCAUGUUACUCACUGGAAAUGCAGGAAGGAAGCUUGCUCGUGAAGUGCACUUAAAAAAAAAAAAAGGCGCACACAGAGCAAGAAACCACAGGGCCUAUCAGCCUGUCGUCAUCAAGCAGACUAGAAUAGUGUAGAAAAACUCUAGUCAGAGAGGAAAUGAACUAGAGAGAAGGGGGAACAGGCCCAGAAGAGAGAAGAGAGAGGGCAGAGGCAAUGGCAGUGGGGAGCUGAAGCUGCGAUGGUCAGGAUGGAGGAGCCAGCUGUGAAGCAGGGCUUCCUGCAUCUUCAGCAGCAGCAGACCUUUGGCAAGGUAAGAGUAAGGCUGGGCUCUCGCUGGGCGGAGCAGCUUGGGGGAGGGCCCUGUUACUAUCCCGGGUAGAAGGGUGUCUUAAUAUCCCUGACCCUUAUGAGACCAUGUGCUCCACCAGUUUAGACAAGAACACUACUUGGGGAAGAUGUCUGCCUUCUCAACGUGCCUUGCCUUCUAAACCAGGCUCUGGAUCGCUCUUUGCUGAGGGCUGUUUGUCCUUGCUUGUGGGGGAGGAAGCAGAUUCUGACAUUAUCUCUCUCUCUUUUUGUUCCCUUGCUCAGUAUUGAAUUUGGGGGUACCUUGGGCGGGUACGGAAGGAAGAGUUGGGGGCCAGUCAGUUUGGGAUGACAGCAGAGGUCCCUCUCACCUUUGACUGCUACUGAGCUGUGGCCCCAGGGUGUUCCAACCUCUUCCUUCCCUAGCCUCUUUGAAGGGGAAGCUCUUCUGCCUCCUGCUGUUACCCAGCUGUGCUUACCCCAACACCCACCUCACCCUGUCUAGGUCUCUGUUUCUUUGUUUGUCUCUCAUGGUCCAACUCCUUAAUCAGUGAGACAAAAAAGGAGAGGAGGUGGGAAAUUUUGGAGCCAGAACCUUCCUAUGAAAUGAAGACUUGUCCCUGGUCUAGGCUACUCUCCCCUCACUGUUCAUCUCUGGGCUCAGUGACUUUUGUUCCCACUACCUGGCUGAUGGGCCUGUCAUCUUCCUGGACUCUGCAUCCAUUGGACAUUUACUGUGGCCUUUGGCUAGCCUGCGGAUCUUGGUCAGCUCUGUCAUUCCAUGGUCUCUGUUGUCUUCUCGGGCCUCUCUGACUGGCUGUGAUGUUUGCCAUUCUCCCCAUCCUGUGUGGCUGCCCCAGCCCCUCUACCUCUCCCACAGUUCCUCUUCUCCCCUUUCAUGACCAUCUCUCCAUCUCCGAUGGUUCCCACUUGGCCUCUACGUGGCAUACCUGGGCUCAGAAGUGGCGCCGGUUCGCAGCCGUGUUAUAUGGAGAGUCUGGCUGUGCCCUAGCCAGACUAGAGCUCCAGGAUGUCCCCGAGAAGACACGGCGAGGAGAGGCCACUCGGAAGGUUGUCCGCCUCAGUGACUGCUUACGGGUAGCAGAGGUAGGCAGUGAGGCCAGCAGCCCCCGGGACACCAGUGCCUUCAUCCUGGAGACCAAGGAGCGCCUGUACCUACUGGCAGCCCCCUCGGCAGAGCGCAGUGACUGGAUACAGGCCAUCUGCCUGUUGGCUUUCCCGGGGAGUUCUUCCUUAAGGGAGCCCAGUUUGAAGUGCACCCAGAACCAGCUGGCUGGGUGUGCACUGAAAGCGAAUGUCAGAGAGCCUUGGGGUGGGUUCUGGUGCUAAGACCCGGGACCUGCCUCCUCAGGGACAGAGGAAAGGGUCACCAGGACUGGAGGAAAAGAGCGGCAGUCCCUGCAUGGAGGAGAACGAGUUGUAUAGCAGCUCCACCACAGGGCUCUGCAAGGAAUAUAUGGUGACCAUACGACCCACAGAAGCCAGUGAGCGCUGCCGGCUCCGAGGGUCCUAUACUCUCCGGACCGGGGUGAGUGCCCUGGAGCUGUGGGGUGGCCCUGAGCCAGGCACACAGCUAUAUGACUGGCCCUACAGGUUUCUUCGACGCUUUGGGCGUGACAAGGCAACUUUUUCCUUUGAGGCUGGCAGACGCUGUCUCUCUGGAGAGGGCAACUUUGAGUUCGAAACACGACACGGCAAUGAGAUCUUCCAAGCCUUAGAAAAGGUCAUUGCUGUCCAGAAGAAUGCCACCCCUUCCGGGCCUCCAUCCCUGCCAGCCACAGGGCCCAUGAUGCCCACUGUGCUGCCUCGACCUGAAAGCCCCUAUUCCCGGCCCCACGACUCUCUGCCUUCUCCAUCCCCUGGCACACUGGUGCCUGGCAUGAGGCCAGGGGCCCCUGAGGGGGAGUAUGCCGUACCCUUUGAUACGGUGGCUCACUCCCUGAGGAAGAGCUUCAGGGGCCUCCUGACGGGCCCCCCUCCACACCUUCCCGACCCACUGUAUGACAGCAUUCAGGAGGAUCCUGGGGCCCCUCUACCUGACCAUAUAUAUGAUGAGCCUGAGGGUGUGGCUGCCCUGUCCCUCUAUGACAGGACACAGAGGCCCUCAGGGGAGACAUGGAGGGAGCAGGCCACUGCCGAUGGGGGUCCCAGCUCCCUCCAGCAAGACUCCUCUGUGCCUGACUGGCCACAGGCAACUGAGUAUGACAAUGUCAUACUUAAAAAAGGCCCAAAGUAGGGGAUGGCCAGAAGAUGGGAUAUGUGGUUCCCAGGGAGGUCUUCGGAAGCUGUGGAGGGGAAAUGGUGGCUUCUGGUAGAGUCCUUUUGGUUACUGCCCCUUCCUGGGCCCCAGGCUCGGUGUGCCUUAUUUGUGUACUGUGUGAGUCACUAGCCUGGAGCAGAAAGAGGGCCCUGGAGGGACCCACCCUCCUCCUACACUUUUCCACUUCCUCCCACUGCCUUGGGUCUAAAGGGAACUGGGGCCAUUUCUCUUAAGAGACAAAGGGUUUCCACAGAUGUCCUGGCUCCUCGGUGUGGGCAGGCCUCCUGCCUAUAGAUGUUUUGUUCCUGGGACAACCCUGGCUUCUGGUUAGCAGCGAGAGUAGCUGUUGUCCCUCUAGCUCCCAGAGUUUUCUAUACAUUAAACCAAUUUCGAACUA